This is a messenger RNA of Labeo rohita (rohu), 2918 nucleotides long. RefSeq names its product E3 ubiquitin-protein ligase TRIM16-like. Gene Ontology annotation, molecular function: zinc ion binding; protein binding. The record is from RefSeq and is a predicted model, not a curated record. Lineage: Eukaryota; Metazoa; Chordata; Actinopteri; Cypriniformes; Cyprinidae.
GCAACAGUGUAGAGAAACAGAAACCUAAGUGCUGUUGACCUGCUGCAACUUUAUAUCAGCGCUCACUUGCAGGAAAAUGGCAGAAGCCCGUAUUUCAGUGGAUCAGUUCAGCUGUCCGGUGUGUCUGGAUCUCCUGAAGGAUCCAGUGACCAUCCAGUGUGGACACAGUUACUGUAUGAGCUGCAUUACAGACUGCUGGAAUGAGGAGGAUGAGAAGGGAGUCUACAGCUGCCCUCAGUGCAGACAGACCUUCAGUCCAAGACCUGCUUUAUUUAAGAAUGUGGUGUUUGCUGAAAUGGUGGAGAAACUGAAGAAGACCAAACUUCAAAGUGCGGUUCCUGCUGGAGCUGGAGAUGUGCAGUGUGACGUCUGUACUGGAAGAAAAUACAAAGCCGUCAAGUCCUGUCUGGUGUGUCUGAACUCUUACUGUCAAACUCAUUUUGAGCGUCAUGAGGAGUUUCACCCUGGUAAACGACACAAAGUGAUCGAGGCCACUGGACGACUGCAGGAGAUGAUCUGCCAGAAACACGACAAGCUUCUUGAAGUUUUUUGUCGCACUGAUCAGAAAUGUAUUUGCUUGCUGUGUAUGGUGGAUGAACACAGAAAUCAUGACACUGUGUCAACUGCAUUACAGAGGACUGAGAAAGAGAGAGACUUAAAGGAGAUGCAGAAGACGUUCCAGCAGAGAAUCCAGCAGAGAGAGAAAGAUCUUCAGCAGCUGAGAGAGGCUGUGGAGUCUCAUAAGCGCUCUGCACAGACAGCAGUGGAGGACAGUGAGAGGAUCUUUACUGAGCUCAUCCGCUCCAUUGAGAGAAGCCGCUCUGAGCUGAUACGGCUGAUCAGAGAUCAGGAAAAGCGAGCGGUGAGUGGAGCUGAAGGACGACUGGAGCGACUGGAGCAGGAGAUCAAUGAUCUGAGGAGGAGAGACGCUGAGCUGGAGCAGCUUUCACACACACAGGAUCACAUCCAGUUCCUGCAGAGUUUCCAGUCUCUCUCAGCACCUCCUGAAUCUACAGACAUAAAUGAGAAACCCAUCAGUUCUCGUCUCUUUGAUGGUCUGAGAGAAUCUGUUCAUCAGCUGAGAGACAAACUGGAGGAUUUCUGCAAAGAGGAGCUCAAGAAGAUCUCAGACAGAGUCACAUUCAUCAACAUUGUUCCCAGGACCAGGAACGACUUCCUACAAUAUUCCCAUCAGCUCACUCUGGAUCUGAACACAGCUUUUGAACACCUCUGUCUGUCUGAGAGAAACAGAGUGAUUACAUACACUAACACAGUCCAGUCGUAUCCUGAUCAUCCAGACAGAUUUGAUGUGUAUGCUCAGGUGUUGUGUAGAGAGAGUGUGUGUGGACGCUGUUACUGGGAGCUGCAACGGAGUGGAGGUGUGUAUAUAUCAGUGUCAUAUAAGAGCAUCAGCAGGAAGGGACGGGGUAAUGAGUGCGUGUUUGGAUCUAAUGAUCAGUCCUGGAGUUUGUUCUGCUCUUCCUCCAGAUACUCAUUUAAACACAAUAACAUAGAGAAUGUUCUCCUUGUAAAGCCCAUCAGCAGUAGAAUAGGAGUGUUUGUGGAUCACAGUGCAGGAACUCUGUCCUUCUACAGCGUCUCUGACACAAUGAGCCUCAUCCACACAGUCCAGACCACAUUCACUCAGCCGCUCUAUCCUGGGUUUAGGGUUUAUUGUUCUGGAUCAUCAGUGAAACUGUGUUGGUAUAUUCUAUUUAAUGUAACAUUUUUAAGCAUUCCUCAACAGAGAGACUUGAAGGAGACACAGAAGAUGUUCCAGCAGAGAUUUCGGGAGAGAGAGAAAGAUCUUCAGCAGCUGAGAGAGGCUGUGGAGUCUCAUAAGCGCUCUGCACAGACAGCAGUGGAGGACAGUGAGAGGAUCUUUACUGAGCUCAUCCGCUCCAUUGAGAGAAGCCGCUCUGAGCUGAUACGGCUGAUCAGAGAUCAGGAAAAGCGAGCGGUGAGUGGAGCUGAAGGACGACUGGAGCGACUGGAGCAGGAGAUCAAUGAUCUGAGGAGGAGAGACGCUGAGCUGGAGCAGCUUUCACACACACAGGAUCACAUCCAGUUCCUGCAGAGUUUCCAGUCUCUCUCAGCACCUCCUGAAUCUACAGACGGAAAUGAUGAUUCCUUAAUUUUUCUCUUCUCUUCUGAUAACAUGAGAGAAUCUGUUCAUCAGCUGAGAAACAAACUGGAAGAUUACUGCAAAAAGGAGCUCAAGAAGAUCUCAGACAGAGUCACAUUCACCAACAUUGUUCCCAGGACCAGGAACGACUUCCUACAAUAUUCCCAUCAGCUCACUCUGGAUCUGAACACAGCAUAUAAACUCCUCUGUCUGUCUGAGGGAAACAGAGUGAUUACAUACGCUAACACAGUCCAGUCGUAUCCUGAUCAUCCAGACAGAUUUGAUGUGUAUGCUCAGGUGUUGUGUAGAGAGAGUGUGUGUGGACGCUGUUACUGGGAGCUGCAGUGGAGUGGAAAUGUGUGUAUAUCAGUGUCAUAUAAGAGCAUCAGCAGGAAGGGAUCAGGUAAUGAGUGUUUGUUUGGAUAUAAUGAUCAGUCCUGGAGUUUGCGCUGCUCUUUCUUCAGAUACUCAUUCAAACACAAUAACAUACAGACUGAUCUUCCUGUAAAGUCCAUCAGCAGUAGAAUAGGAGUGUUUGUGGAUCACAGUGCAGGAACUCUGUCCUUCUACAGCGUCUCUGACACAAUGAGCCUCAUCCACACAGUCCAGACCACAUUCACUCAGCUGCUCUAUCCUGGGUUUUAUGUUAUUGGUUCUGGAUCAUCAGUGAAACUGUGUUGAUGAAUCAGAAUAGACUGAUGAGAGAUUCUACCCAUAAUGCUUUGAGCUGCAUGAUAAAUCAGUAACAGUGAGAUGUUAUAGAGUCUCUUCUUUUCUUUUCAUGAUAUUAAUA